Coregonus sp. 'balchen' is the source of this 19579-nucleotide messenger RNA. Lineage: Eukaryota; Metazoa; Chordata; Actinopteri; Salmoniformes; Salmonidae. The record is from the annotation of a GenBank genome assembly.
AUGGCUAAGAGGCCUCUGCGUAUUGGAGCAGGAGGAUGUGAGAACGACCCGGCAGACACAGAACACACCGUCAGUCUCCUGGAGAACCUGCCAGAGGUGGAGAGGGUAAGGGACAGUUCCUCUUCAAUCGAUCAAUCAAGUUGAUUCAUAAAUCCCUUUUUACAUCAGCAUUUGUCACAAAGUGCUUUUGCAGAUGCCUCUUUGGGUUCACAGUGCUCUUGGUUCUCUACAUUCACCAAGUUCCUUCAGUAAUGUUCAUUAGUACUGUGCAGCAUUCACAGUACAGUUUCAAACCCUCUUGAUGUUAGGAAAUAACAGUAGCUGUGGGAAAUAACAAAAUCCGCCCUUACACAGCAUGCUCUCUGUCUCUGUGACCCCAGUUGACCCUGCGGAGGCUGCUGGACCAUCUGAAGUUGGUGGCGUCACACCACGAGGUCAACAAGAUGACGUGUCAGAACCUGGCGGUGUGCUUCGGCCCCGUGCUGCUCAGCCAACGCCAGGAGGCCAGCUGUCAUAGCAACCGGGUCUUCAUCGACUCGGAGGAGCUGGCCAGCGCCCUGCACUUCAAGAAGCAUAUCGAAGUGCUGCACUACCUGCUGCAGCUAUGGCCAGGUAACCUCCACCAUAGAGAUACACUACAAUACUAGAGUGGCCUAUGACAUUAACCUUCAUAACUCUAGAAUGUGGUGAUAAUGGCAGCCAUCUUGGUCAGAGAUACAUUCUAAACCAGUGUAGUACCAUGCAGUACCUCUGGAUCUAGAGGCCUUUUAUAUUUACUAAAUUACUAUCUUAAUUACUGGCUCAUUACUCCUGCAGUGAAUGUAUCAGGCUUUUAGUUCAGGCCAUUGAGUAGUGUGUUUACAGUACAUGGGCAUUCUUAAUUACUGAACCAACAACUUAAUAAACAAGUAAUAACAAACUUAAGUGCUCACCCAAAAUCAGACAAGCCAUUUCUUAGAAGGGCAAAUUGUUCCCAGCGCUGUGCUGUAGUUCUGUUCCAAACAUUACUUUAAAAGGCUGGGUUGGCGCUUUGGUCUCUGGUGGUUUGGCUUGGCUGGCUGGCUGGCUGGCGCGCACACACACACACACACACACACACACACACACACACACACACACACACACACACACACACAUACACACUCAUACACACACAUACGGCUGGCGCGCACACACACGCACACACACACACACACACAUAUACAUACACACACUCAUACACACACACACACAAACACACACACACACACACAGCAGAUAGCCAUUCGUCACAUCUCUUCAGUCAUCAUAGAUGAAAUGCACCACAAAGUGCUUCAUCAUGACAGGAGGGCCAAAGCCUUACUGUAAACCAAUCUCAGUGGGCAGGGAUGCUUUUAUAUAAAACACCGUCCAGAGAAAGUAUGCGUCUAAAAUGGCACACUAUUCCUUAUAUAGUGCACUACUUUUGUUCAGAGCCCUAUGGGACCUGGUCAAAAGAAGUGCACUGUAAAAGGGAAUAGGAUGCCAUUUGGGAUGCUGCCGAAGACAUCCUGGACCAACUGUUGGUAAUUUGUCUCCCUGUCCAACUGUUCUGCUCUCAGCAGCUGUCUUCUCUCAGCAGCUGUCUUCUUUGUGUGCACGGUGAUAUGAGAGACAGAUAUGCACUGUUGAGUAUAGCUGGGAUAGAGGGAUAUGAAAGAGAGAUGCGUAUGAGUGUAGGGUUGCUAGGGGGUUUGGAUGUCAAAUCCUGUGCAGAUGGAUGUGCUGCCUCUAAGGAGGAUGGGGAAGACUAUACAGUAACUGUCUGAUCCCCUCAGAUCACGAACAUUCUCUCUAACCAACUCCAUUUAACUUCAUAGUGUUGUAUAUACAGUGCCUUCAGAAAGUAUUUACACCCCUUGACUUUUUUUGUCACUGACUUACACACAAUACCCCAUCAUGUUAAAGUGAAAUUAUAUUUUUCAAAAUUUUUACCAAUUAAUAAAAAAUGAAAAGCUGAAAUGUCUUGAGUCAAUAAGUAUUCAACCCCUUUGUUAUGGCAAGCCUAAAAAAAAUGUGCUUAACAAGUCACAGACUCACUCUGUGUGCAAUAAUAGUGUUUAACCUCUACUGGAUGGGUGUCCCGAAAUCGGGACAGUUGUUGCUCAAUACGGAUAAUGUGACUACAAUGACGUUGUAAACAAAAGCACAUUUUCAGGGACAUAUACAUGUCUUAUAUGGGCAGAAAUCUUUAAUUAUUGUUAAUCUAACUGCAGUGUCCAAUUUACAGUAUCUAUUACAGCAACAAAAAAAAACAUGCUAUUGUUUGAGAAUAGUGCACAACAACAAAACACUUUUAUCACGACAACUGGUUUGGUACAUUCACCUCUGAAGGUAAAAAAAUGUACUUACAUUCAGUAAUCUUGCUCUGAUUUGUCAUCCUGAGGGUCCCAGAGAUAAAAUAUAGCGUAGUUUUGUUUGAUAAAAUCCAUUUUUAUAUCCUAACAACAUCCAUGUUGUAUGCACGAUCGAUGUUGUAUUCCCACUCGUUCAACUUGCAAAGAAAGACAUCUGUGAAUAUCGAAAACUAAACCUUGUUUCAGCUAGUCAACUUAGAUUCCUAUUUAUUCCUCAGACACUCCAGAAGGUAACCAGCCUUUCCUUCAUCAUUCUGCAUUAGGUAUAUCCGAUACAGAAACAAUUUUAGCCACAAAGAAACGACAUCAUUAUGCGCCGAUGAGACAGGCGGUGUUCACUUGAUUGACUGUAUCUUGGUCCAAUGACCACCUAUUGUUUUGAAACAUAGCUAGCUAGAUAGCCAAUGAUCUGGGCUUUACAGGAGUAUGAAAUGGUCCUUUGUCUGACUGAGGAAAAGCCUGUGUAUUCAGCAUGCGCGCAACACGGUUUAGUGUCCAUUGGGAAUCUAAAGGAAGUGGCGCAUCGCGUUACGCACAGCUCGAUUUAGUAAAAGUUUUCUGCAAGUACAAUAUGGCUACUAGUACUGGAAAAGCUAAAUCAAAGUCCAGGUAUACAGAUUUGGACGGGAUUAUAGCAGAAAUCGACCGGGAAAGUGUCACAGAACCAGUAGAUGAGGACUUUGUUUUUUUAAUGGUUGCAUAUUAUUCAUUUGAGUGAUUUAAAAAAAAAAAAUCUUUGAAAAAACUUACAUAUAUACAUAUAUAUAUAUAUAUAUAUAUAUAUAUAUAUAUAUAUAUAUAUAUAUAUAUAUAUAUACAGUAUCUCACAAAAGUGAGUACACCCCUCACAUUUUUGUAAAUAUUUGAGUAUAUCUUUUCAUGUGACAACACUGAAGAAAUGACACUUUGCUACAAUGUAAAGUAGUGAGUGUACAGCUUGUAUAACAGUGUACAUUUGCUAUCCCCUCAAAAUAACACAACACACAGCCAUUCAUGUCUAAACCGCUGGCAACAAAAGUGAGUACACCCCUAAGUGAAAAUGUCCAAAUUGGGCCCAAAGUGUCAAUAUUUUGUGUGGCCACCAUCAUUUUCCAGCACUGCCUUAACCCUCUUGGGCAAGGAGUUCACCAGAGCUUCACAGGUUGCAACUGGAGUCCUCUUCCAUUCCUCCAUGACGACAUCAUGGAGCUGGUGGAUGUUAGAGACCUUGCACUCCUCCACCUUCCGUUUGAGGAUGCCCCACAGAUGCUCAAUAGGGUUUAGGUCUGGAGACAUGCUUGGCCAGUCCAUCACCUUUACCCUCAGCUUCUUUAGCAAGGCAGUGGUCGUCUUGGAGGUGUGUUUGGGGUCGUUAUCAUGUUGGAAUACUGCCCUGCGGCCCAGUCUCCGAAGGGAGGGGAUCAUGCUAUGCAUCAGUAUGUCACAGUACAUGUUGGCAUUCAUGCUUCCCUCAAUGAACUGUAGCUCCCCAGUGCCGGCAGCACUCAUGCAGCCCCAGACCAUGACACUCCCACCACCAUGCUUGACUGUAGGCAAGACACACUUGUCUUUGUACUCCUCACCUGGUUGCCGCCACACACGCUUGACACCAUCUGAACCAAAUAAGUUCCAGUAAUCCAUGUCCUUAGUCUGCUUGUCUUCAGCAAACGGUUUGCGGGCAUUCUUGUGCAUCAUCUUUAGAAGAGGCUUCCUUCUGGGACGAAAGCCAUGCAGACCAAUUUGAUGCAGUGUGCGGCGUAUGGUCUGAGCACUGACAGGCUGACCCCCUACCCCUUCAACCUCUGCAGCAAUGCUGGCAGCACUCAUAUGUCUAUUUCCCAAAGACAACCUCUGGAUAUGACGCUGAGCACGUGCACUCAACUUCUUUGGUCAAGCAUGGCGAGGCCUGUUCUGAGUGUAACCUGUCCUGUUAAACCACUGUAUGGUCUUGGCCACCGUGCUGCAGCUCAGUUUCAGGGUCUUGGCAAUCUUCUUAUAGCCCAGGCCAUCUUUAUGUAGAGCAACAAUUCUUUUUUUCAGAUCCUCAGAGAGUUCUUUGCCAUGAGGUGCCAUGUUGAACUUCCAGUGACCAGUAUGAGGAAGUGUGAGAGCGAUGACACCAAAUUUAACACACCUGCUCCCCAUUCACAACUGAGACCUUGUAACACUAAUGAGUCACAUGACACCGGGGAGGGAAAAUGGCUAAUUGGGCCCAAUUUGGACAUUUUCACUUAGGGGUGUACUCACUUUUGUUGCCAGCGGUUUAGACAUUAAUGGCUGUGUGUUUAAUUAUUUUGAGGGGACAGCACAUUUACACUGUUAAACAAGCUGUACACUCACUACUUUACAUUGUAGCAAAGUGUCAUUUCUUCAGUGUUGUCACAUGAAAAGAUAUACACAAAUAUUUACAAAAAUGUGAGGGGUGUACUGGGGUUGAGGGGUUUAGAUACUGUAUAUAUAUAUAUAUAAUCACUCAUGAAAUAUGUGUAUGAAUAGCAAACAAGGCACUCAAAAACCACAGCCACAGCAUGUCAAAGUCAACAUAAAAUACAUGUUGGCUAUACAUUGUGGGUCUAUAUAUACAGUACCAGUCAAAAGUUUGGACACACCUACUCAUUCAAGGGUUUUUAUUUAUUUAAAAAAAUGUUUACAUUGUAGAAUAAUAGUGAAGACAGCAAAAAUAUGAAAAAACACAUAUGGAAUCAUGUAGUAACCAAAAAAGUGUUAAACAAAUCAAAAUAUAUUUUAUAUUUGAGAUUCUUCAAAUAGCCACCCUUUGCCUUGAUGACAGCUUUGCACACUCUUGCCAUUCUCUCAACCAGCUUCACCUGGAAUGCUUUUCCAACAGCCUUGAAGGAGUUCCCACAUAUGCUGAGCACUUGUUGGCUGCUUUUCCUUCAAUCUGUGGUCCGACUCAUCCCAAACCAUCUCAAUUUGGUUCAGGUCAGGGGAUUGUGGAGGCCAGGUCAUCUGAUGCAGCACUCCAUCACUCUCCUUCUUGGUAAAAUAGCCCUUACACAGCCUGGAGGUGUGUUGGGUCAUUGUCCUGUUGAAAAUCAAAUGAUAGUCCCACUAAGCCCAAACCAGAUGGGAUGGCGUAUCGCUGCAGAAUGCUGUGGUAGCUAUGCUGGUUAAUUGUGCCUUGAAUUCUAAAUAAAUCACAGACAGUGUCACCAGCAAAGCACCCCCACACCGUAACACCUCCUACUCCAUGCUUUACAGUGGGAACUACACAUGCGCAGAUCAUUCUUUAACCCAAACCGCGUCUCACAAGACACGGUGGUUUGAACCAAAAAUCUCAAAUUUGGAGUCCAGACCAAAGGACACAUUUCCACCCGUCUAAUGUCCAUUGCUUGUGUUUCUUGGCCCAAGCAGGUCUCUUCUUCUUAUUGGUGUCCUUUAGUAGUGGUUUAUUUGCAGCAAUUCGACCAUGAAGGCCUGAUUCACACAGAGAUGUGUCUGUUACUUGAACUCUGUGAAGCAUUUAUUUGGGCUGCAAUUUCUGAGGCUGGUAACUCUAAUGAACUUAUCCUCUGCAGCAGAGGUAACUCUGGGUCUUCACACUGUGUGCCCUCAGGCCCCUACUCCACCACUACCACAUAUCUACAGUACAAAAUCCAUGUGUAUGCGUGUGUAUAGUAAGUAUGUUAUCGUGUGUGUGUAUGCAUGUGUCUGUGUCUAUGUUUGUGUUGCUUCACAGUCCCCGCGGUUCCAGAAGGUGUAUGAAUGAGGGAGCUACAUAGCAUUUAGUAUGAAGUCACCCAGGAGUCUUCACAAGAAAUCUCCCAUCACCUGCACUACUUUUUCUGUUACCCUCUGCUUUACAGCAGAACAAUCUUGUGUAGAGGACUGAGGGUGUUUUAAAUACUGUAAUUGUAAACAUUGUGUAAAUAUUAUUUGAAUUACUUAUUUUUUCACUUUGUGUGUGGUUUGUGGUGUGUUCACUUAUGACAUUAGAUCAGCGUUGGCUGUUAACUUGGCCCUUAUCUUAAAUAGUUAACGUCUGUGUUGUGAGGCAUUGGAUCAGCAUUCUCAUCGCAUCUCCUGUUAGUACCUUUUAUGUACAUACAUGAUGGACCAUAAUGAUCCAUCAUGUACAGUGGGGGAAAAAAGUAUUUAGUCAGCCACCAAUUGUGCAAGUUUUACCACUUAAAAAGAUGAUAGGUACACGUCAACUAUGACAGACAAAAUGAGAAAAAAAAUCCAGAAAAUCACAUUGUAGGAUUUUUAAUGAAUUUGUUUGCAAAUUAUGGUGGAAAAAAAGGAUUUGGUCAAUAACAAAAGUUUCUCAAUACUUUGUUAUAUACCCUUUGUUGGCAAUGACACAGGUCAAACGUUUUCUGUAAGUCUUCACAAGGUUUUCACACACUGUUGCUGGUAUUUUCGCCCAUUCCUCCAUGCAGAUCUCCUCUAGAGGAGUGAUGUUUUGGGGCUGUCGCUGGGCAACACGGACUUUCAACUCCCUCAAAAGAUUUUCUAUGGGGUUGAGAUCUGGAGACUGGCUAGGCCACUCCAGGACCUUGAAAUGCUUCUUACGAAGCCACUCCUUCGUUGCCCGGGCGGUGUGUUUGGGAUCAUUGUCAUGCUGAAAGACCCAGCCACGUUUCAUCUUCAAUGCCCUUGCUGAUGGAAGGAGGUUUUCACUCAAAAUCUCACGAUACAUGGCCCCAUUCAUUCUUUCCUUUACACGGAUCAGUCGUCCUGGUCCCUUUGCAGAAAAACAGCCCCAAAGCAUAAUGUUUCCACCCCCAUGCUUCACAGUAGGUAUGGUGUUCUUUGGAUGCAACUCAGCAUUCUUUGUCCUCCAAACACGACGAGUUGAGUUUUUACCAAAAAGUUAUAUUUUGGUUUCAUCUGACCAUAUGACAUUCUCCCAAUCCUCUUCUGGAUCAUCCAAAUGCACUCUAGCAAACUUCAGACGGGCCUGGACAUGUACUGGCUUAAGCAGGGGGACACGUCUGCCACUGCAGGAUUUGAGUCCCUGGCGGCGUAGUGUGUUACUGAUGGUAGGCUUUGUUACUUUGGUCCCAGCUCUCUGCAGGUCAUUCACUAGGUCCCCCCGUGUGGUUCUGGGAUUUUUGCUCACCGUUCUUGUGAUCAUUUUGACCCCACGGGGUGAGAUCUUGCAUGGAGCCCCAGAUCGAGGGAGAUUAUCAGUGGUCUUGUAUGUCUUCCAUUUCCUAAUAAUUGCUCCCACAGUUGAUUUCUUCAAACCAAGCUGCUUACCUAUUGCAGAUUCAGUCUUCCCAGCCUGGUGCAGGUCUACAAUUUUGUUUCUGGUGUCCUUUGACAGCUCUUUGGUCUUGGCCAUAGUGGAGUUUGGAGUGUGACUGUUUGAGGUUGUGGACAGGUGUCUUUUAUACUGAUAACAAGUUCAAACAGGUGCCAUUAAUACAGGUAACGAGUGGAGGACAGAGGAGCCUCUUAAAGAAGAAGUUACAGGUCUGUGAGAGCCAGAAAUCUUGCUUGUUUGUAGGUGACCAAAUACUUAUUUUCCACCAUAAUUUGCAAAUAAAUUCAUUAAAAAUCCUACAAUGUGAUUUUCUGGAUUUUCUUUUCUCAAUUUGUCUGUCAUAGUUGACGUGUACCUAUCAUGGAAAUUACAGGCCUCUCUCAUCUUUUUAAGUGGGAGAACUUGCACAAUUGGUGGCUGACUAAAUACUUUUUUUCCCCACUGUAUGACAUUCCUGGGAGUGUGUAAACUUGUAUUGUUUAUUACCAUAGCAUUUAUGUAUUUUCUCUAUAUUUAUGUACUUGAAAAUGUAUCAAUUUACCAAUUCGGCCACUUGGAGGCCACUUGGGUAUAUUCGGGCAAACUCGUGAGGGACACCUGGGUGACUUCAUACUAAAUGUUAUGUUGCUCCUUCAUUCUUGAAGGUAUCAGUCUGAAACUUUGCAUAUACACUGUUGCCCUCUUGUAGACAACAUCUAAAUUACCCACAGCUUCCUAUCUGAGUGUAUGGCUUUUAUUUUUCAUGUCAAAGACAAUGCAACAAAAAUAAAAAUAGAAAACGUAUGUUUUUUUGUUUGUUUUAUCUUUUACCAGAUCUAUUGUGUUAUGUUCUCCUACAUUAAUUUAACAUCUCCACAAACGUCAAAGUGUUUCCUUUCAAAUAGUAUCAAGAAUAUGCAUAUCCUUGCAUCAGGUCCUGAGCUACAGGCAGUUAGAUUUGGGUGGGUCAUUUUAGGCGGAAAUUGAAAAUAAGGGUCUGAUCCUUAAGAGGUUAACAUAUUUUUUAAUGACUACCUCAUCUCUGUACCCCACACAUAUGGUUAUCUGUAAGGUCCCUCAGUUGUGCAGAGAAUUUCAAACACAGAUUCAACCACAAAGACCAGGGAGGUUUUCCAAUGCCUCACAAAGAAGGGCACCUUGGUAGAUGGGUAAAAAAAUUACUUUAAAACAGUUACAGAGUUUAAUGGCUGUGAUAGGAGAAAACUGAGGAUGGAUCAACAACAUUGUAUUUACGGAGUGCAAACAGAGUGAAAAGAAGGAAGCCUGUACAGAAUAAAAAUAUUCCACAACGUUCUGUUUGCAACAAGGCACUAAAGUAAAACUGCAAAAAAGGUGGCAAAGCAAUUAACCUUUUGUCAUGAAUACAGUGUUAAGUUUGGGGCAAAUCUAAUACAACACAUUACUGAGUACCACUCUCCAUAUUUUCAAGCAUAGUGGUGGCUAUACUUAUGUCAAUUAGAUAUUUCUCAAUAAAUGUGCAACAUUUUCAAAAAACAACUUUUCACUUUGUCAAUAUGGGGUAUUGUGUGUAGAUUGGUGAGAGAGAAAAAUAUAUUGAAUCCAUUUUGAAUUCAGCCUGUAAGACAACAAAAUGUGGAAUAAGUCAAGGGGUAGGAAUACUUUCAGUGCUCCAUAUACAAAAUCUUACAUGAAACAAAUUCUGUACAUGGAAAAUAUCCUUAUUGAAAGAUUGUAAACAUGUUAGUGCUAGUUAGAUAUUCAGUCCAAGGAAACCAACUCAGAUAAUUUUGUACCUGAGAGAACACUUUUACUCACGGGUGGCCAAAAAUAACUAAUUGAAAGCCAUGCCGCCAAUAUAAUUUCACAGUGUGCCUUGCCGUUUUCGAGUGAAUUACCCCCCAUGAAUGUAUUUGUUAGUGACAUAGACGUGGUUCUUGAAUUCGUACAUUUUUUUGUCCUGUGGCCUUCACCAAGUGAGUUCCUAGGCUAAUAUUCUAAUUAUAAUUAAACUCUUUAUGAUGAUACAUUACAUAUCUCAUAAGGCCUUAUUUUGAGGCCUAGCAUUACCCUAAUACAUUGGCCUGAAACUCAUGGUUUACAUGCCUUGUCAGGUCCGCUAGUAGGGUUGCAAAAUUCCAGUAACUUUCCCCAAAUUCCCAGAUUUUAAUCUUCCAACUGGGAUUUCUGGAAACUUGCAAGUCACAUUAUGCUGGCUUGCAAAGUGAUGUGUAAUUCCUGUUGGAAUCCAGCCAGAGUUUGAAUAUCCAACAGUUGGAAUUUUUAUUCACCCGCAACCUGCCUUCAUAAUGACUGCCAGGGUUAGGAACAGUGUGCGGAUGCUAUCUAAGCCAUUUAAACUGGAACAACCAUUUCAGUAAGGGGUGCAAAAAAUCUAACGAAUGAUUGGAUCAGUUUAGAAACAUUUAUGUUAUUUAUCUUUGUGUAACAUAAUAUGAAUCAACCAAUCACUCAAUGUACAUGCAAAAACACAGAUAUUAAAAACAAUUCAAAAAGAUCAACCUGAAGUAGAGCAUGCUGGGUAAAAUGUUCAUUUAUUAUCAUAACUUUAUGUCCACUUCCUCAGCUCAGUGUGUAAUGUGGCCAGUCUAUAAUUAAGGACAUUCCAGUCCUAACCUUAGCCCAUAGCUCUCCCAGUUUCACCCUAACAUUUCAAAACCAUUAUAGGAUAUUUUCAGCUUCUUCACAAGGUCCACACCUUCAUUUUAGUCAUUUAGCAGACGCUCUUAUCCAGAGCGACUUACAGUUAGUGAGUGCAUACAUUUUCAUACUGGCCCCCCGUGGGAAACGAACCCACAACCCUGGCGUUGCAAGCGCCAUGCUCUACCAACUGCAUUGUUGCAUAGGCCUGGAGUAUGUGUCUGGGAAUGUAUGAGUGGGAGAAUGCUUGGCUUGGCCUCUGUACGUGUUGUGUUUUGUUUCGGGGAGGAGAGUGUUAAUGUACUGUAUGUGAGUGCAGUGGCGAUUUUAGCAUGUCAAUCUUGGUGGGGCAAACCAAAAAAUAAAUAGGUUUUAUGCAUGCAAGCAAAGCCACUACACAACACAACACUAAACAAUACAUUAUUUGCACUAUAACGGUGACAAACGGUGCCCUCAAACUGUUAGGGCCUACAUAAAGCUGUCCCAACAGAAGAGUCCCAACAGAAGAGUCCCAACAGCAGUCCCAACACCUUACCACUGCUACACCUGGCUAUCAGCGGAGCCUUGUCUGGCAGCGAAACAGUUUAUUCAGCCUCAUUUACUGCCUUAAAAAAAAGCAUAGCUGAUAUGGCUGACUUGCUUAAACAAAUGUGGUUUCCAUUGACAAUUGACAUGUACAAACUAUGGCAUAAGGGGACGACAAGCAGAUAAGAGGCAAUCCGUAAUUUCGAUUAAGAUAUUAAUGAGCGAGCUAGGAUGGACGUAGUCAAUAUAACUAUUUGUUCAGCACUUUUGAAAUGUACAGUGACAGAAUUCAGAACAUGGGCCGUUCUUACAGUGUUCUCCCUGUACACCAAGUCAAAAUCAUAGGAUAAAUAAACAGGGCAUAUAAGCAGACAAUGAAAGCUCUUACAAUAUUUGAUUAUUACAUUUCUCUAAAACAGCCUAUAGGCUACAUGUGCACCACCAAGUCAGAACAGUAGUUGAAAUUAAGAGGGGAAAAGGGACCAAAUUAUUAGGGUGAGGCACAUGGGCUACUAACAGCUUACUACACAGCAUACACUUAGUAUGACUUUCUUAGCUACGGUAUACAUACAGUGGGGAGAACAAGUAUUUGAUACACUGCCGAUUUUGCAGGUUUUCCUACUUACAAAGCAUAAUCUUUUAUCAUAGGUACACUUCAACUGUGAGAGACGGAAUCUAAAACAAAAAUCCAGAAAAUCUUAUUGUAUAAUUUUUAAGUAAUUAAUUUGCAUUUUAUUGCAUGACAUAAGUAUUUGAUCACCUACCAACCAGUAAGAAUUCCGGCUCUCACAGACCUGUUAGUUUUUCUUUAAGAAGCCCUCCUGUUCUCCACUCAUUACAUGUAUUAACUGCACCUGUUUGAACUCGUUACCAGUAUAAAAGACACCUGUCCACACACUCAAUCAAACAGACUCCAACCUCUCCACAAUAGCCAAGACCAGAGAGCUGUGUAAGGACAUCAGGGAUACAGUUGUAGACCUGCACAAGGCUGGGAUGGGCUACAGGACAAUAGGCAAGCAGCUUGGUGAGAAGGCAACAACUGUUGGCGCAAUUAUUAGAAAAUGGAAGAAGUUCAAGAUGACGGUCAAUCACCCUCGGUCUGGGGCUCCAUGCAAGAACUCACCUCGUGGGGCAUCAAUGAUCAUGAGGAAGGUGAGGGAUCAGCCCAGAACUACACGGCAGGAUCUGGUCAAUUGCCCUGAAGAGAGCUGGGACCACAGUCUCAAAGAAAACCAUUAGUAACACACUACGCCGUCAUGGAUUAAAAUCCUGCAGUGCAUGCAAGGUCCCCCUGCUCAAGCCAGCGCAUGUCCAGGCCCGUCUGAAGUUUGCCAAUGACCAUCUGGAUGAUCCAGAGGAGGAAUGGGAGAAGGUCAUGUGGUCUGAUGAGACAAAAAUAGAGCUUUUUGGUCUAAUCUCCACUCGCCGUGUUUGGAGGUAGAAGAAGGAUGAGUACAACCCCAAGAACACCAUCCCAACAGUGAAGCAUGGAGGUGGAAACAUCAUUCUUCUGGGAUGCUUUUCUGCAAAGGGGACAGGAUGACUGCACCGUAUUGAGGGGAGGAUGGAUGGGGCCAUGUAUCGCGAGAUCUUGGCCAACAACCUCCUUCCCUCAGUAAGAGCAUUGAAGAUGGGCCGUGGCUGGGUCUUCCAGCAUGACAACGACCCGAAACACACAGCCAGGGCAACUAAGGAGUGGCUCCGUAAGAAGCAUCUCAAGGUCCUGGCGUGGCCUAGCCAGUCUCCAGACCUGAACCCAAUAUAAAAUCUUUGGAGGGAGCUGAAAGUCCGUAUUGCCCAGCGACUGCACCGAAACCUGAAGGAUCUGUAGAAGGUCUGUAUGGAGGAGUGGGCCAAAAUCCCUGCUGCAGUGUGUGCAAACCUGGUCAAGACCUACAGGAAACGUAUGAUCUCUGUAAUUGCAAACAAAGGUUUCUGUACCAAAUAUUAAGUUCUGCUUUUCUGAUGUAUCAAAUACUUAUGUCAUGCAAUAAAAUGCAAAUUUAUUACUUAAAAAUCAUACAAUGUGAUUUUCUGGAUUUUUGUUUUAGAUUCCGUCUCUCACAGUUGAAGUGUACCUAUGAUAAAAAAUGACAGACCUCUACAUGCUUUAUAAGUAGGAAAACCUGCAAAAUCGGCAGUGUAUCAAAUACUUGUUCUCCCCACUGUAUCUCCCUGGCAUAUUACAUCAUUUAUGCAGCCGUAUAAAAUACUUUUUUGGACUCACCUUGUUGUGCUCACUUGAACAGGAAGGUGGCACGGCGGUCCUUCUUGGGCAAAUUUUGUCAUCAAACUUUGUCAUCAAAGUCUGGCAUUCUCUGGAUUUAUGGUGCUUUCAAGACAACUGGGAACUUGGAAACAAACAAGGUCGAAUCAUGAUGACGUCAGUGAUCUUCAGGUCGGAGCUCUAGAAAGACUUGCGAUUCCGAGUCAGAGCUAGUUUUUUUCAGAGUUCCCAGUUGUCUUGAACUCACUGAAGUCAGAUUUCCCAGUUCUCAGUUUCCAGUUGUUUUGAGAGUGAAAGAAGUCAUGCUGGAUUGACAGCAUGGCCAAUGUUGAAUGUCUAUCCUUUUAAGCUUGGAAAAGAGACCCUUAAACCCAGACUUGGAACCACACACUCACUCCACUGAAUAGCAGGCUAGUGAUUGCUUUGAUUUUGGGCAGCUCCAUGGUAAGAAAUGUGACCGUUCCUGGUGCAAAAACAAUGUCCUAUCCCGGAGCUCAAGUAAAUGACAUUACUAAGCUGCUCCCGAAAUCCAUUCUAUCGUAGUCCAUGUGGGUUUUAAUGACAUUAUGAAGGGCAGCUCUGAACAGUUGAAACUGGAUUUUAAAGAGCUGAUUGACUCUGCUAGACACUAACAAAAAACCCAUAAUAUCUGGCCCUAUGCCAUCUCUGAAUCGUGACAUUGAACGCUUUAGCAGGAUACUUGCGCUUCACAACUGGCUACGUGAUUAUUGCAGCUCAAUGGGUGUAACUGUUGUUGACAAUUUCGAUACCAUUUGGAAACAAAACACGUUUUAUAAGGAGGAUGGGAUCCACCCAAAUCAUUUGGGUUCCUGGAUCCUUUCACAGCAUUAUAAGGCUGCGUUGAGACAAUGACUUAUCAAUGACCCAAGCCCAGCUCAGCUAAUCCCUACCAUUGUGACGCAGACUUGUCAUAAUGCUUCAGCAAAUGUACAUUACACCAGGGGCGUCGGUAGACACAAUAUAAGUAACCUAAUUUAUGUCCCUAUAACUGCCCUGAUUGCCUCUGCUGAUCCUACAGCUAUAGCAUGAAGUAAUCAUGUGCCUAAGAACCAGAUUUAUACUGUUAGCACUGAGCCGGUGUGCCUUAGGAAGAAGUCCACUGUGUGUAGCUCACCCCGCAUUAACAUAAAGAACAUGAGCACAUCUACUGCUGCUGAAACUCACUUAGAUAAUACCUUUGAUGAUACAGUGGUAGCAAUACAAGGUUAUAACAUUUACAGAAAAUAUAGAAAUGCCAAUGGUGGAGGUUUUGCUGUUUAUAUUCAGAACCACAUUCCUGUGAAGAUUAGAGAGGAUCUCAUGUUAAAAACUGUUGAAGUAAUAUGGCUACAGGUUCAUCUGCCUCACCUAAAGCCCAUUCUGGUGGGAAGCUGCUAUAGACCACCAAGUGCUAACAGUCAGUAUCUGGAUCACAUGUGUGAAAUGCUUGAUAAUGCAUGUGAUAUCAAUAGAGAGGUAUACUUUCUGGGUGAUUUAAAUAUUGACUGGCUUUCAUCAGGCUGCCCACUCAAGAGAAAGCUUCAAACUGUAACCAGUGCCUGCAACCUGGUUCAGGUUAUCAGUCAACCAACCAGGGUAGUUACAAAGAGUACAGGAAUUAAAUCAUCAACAUGUAUUGAUCAUAUCUUUACUAAUGCUGCAGAUAUUUGUUUGAAAGCAGUAUCUAAAUCCAUUGGAUGUAGUUAUCACAAUAUAGUAACAAUAUCUAGGAAAACCAAAGUUCCAAAGGCUGGGCCUAAUAUUGUGUAUAAGAGGACAUACAAUAAGUUUUGUUGUGAUUCCUAUGUUGUUGAUGUAAAGAAUAUAUGUUGGCCUGUGUUGUGUAAUGAGGAGCAAACAGACACUGCACUUGACACAUUUAUGAAAUUGGUUAUUCCAGUUACUAAUAAGCAUUCACCCGUUCAGAAAAUGACUGUAAAAACUGUUAAAUCCCCGUGGAUUGUUGAGGAAUUGAAAAAUUGUAUAGUUGAGAGGGAUGAGGCGAAAGGAAUGGCAAAUAAGUCUGGCUGCACAACCGAUUGGCAAACGUAUUGCAAAUUGAGAAAUCAUGUGACUAAACUGAAUAAAAAGAAGAAGAAACUACACUAUGAAACAAAGAUAAAUGACAUAAAGAAUGAUAGUAAAAAGCUUUGGAGCACCUUAAAUGAAAUUUUGGGAGAAAAGCAAACUCAGCUCCAUCAUUCAUUGAAUCAGAUGGCUCAUUCAUCACAAAACCAACUGAUAUUGCCAACUACUUUAAUGAUUUUUUCAUUGGCAAGAUUAGCAAGUUUAGGCAUGACAUGCCAGCAACAAUUGCUGACACUACACAUCCAUGUAUAUCUGACCAAAUUAUGAAAGACAAGCGUUGUAAUUUUGAAUUCUGUAAAGUGAGUGUGGAAGAGGUGAACAAAUGAUUGCUGUUUAUCAACAAUGACAAGCCACCUGGGUCUGACAACUUGGAUGGAAAAUGUCUGAGGAUAAUAGCGGACGAUAUUGCCACUCCUAUUUGCCAUAUUUUCAAUUUAAGCCUACUAGAAUGUGUGUGCCCCCAGGCUUGGAGGGAAGCAAAAGUCAUUCCGCUACCUAAGAAUAGUAAAGCCCCCUUUACUUGCUCAAAUAGCCAACCAAUUAGUCUGUUAUCAACCCUUAGUAAACUAUUGCAAAAAAUGGUGUUUGACCAGAUAUAAUGCUAUUUUACAGUAAACAAAUUGACAACAAACUUUCAGCAUGCUUAUAGAGAAAGACAUUCAACAAGCACAGCACUUACACAAAUGACUGAUGAUUGGCUGAGAGAAAUUGAUGAUAAUAAAGAUUGUGGGGGCUGUUUUGUUAGACUUCUUUUGACAUUAUCGAUCAUAGUCUGGUGCUGGAAAAACGUAUGUGUUAUGGCUUUACUCCACCUGCUAUAUUGUGGAUGAAGAGUUAUCUGUCUAAUAGAACACAGAGGGUGUUCUUUAAUGGAAGCCUCUCCAACAUAAUCCAGGUAGAAUCAGGAAUUCCCCAGGGCAGCUUUCUAGGCCCAUUAUGUUUUUCAAUCUUUACUAAUGACAUGCCACUGGCUUUGAGUAAAGCCAGAGUGUCUAUGUAUGCGGAUGACUCAACACUAUACAUGUCAGCUACUACAGCGACUGAAAUGACUGCAAUACUUAACAAAGAGUUGCUGUUAGUUUCAGAGUGGGUGGCAAGGAAUAAGUUAGUCCUAAAUAUACUAAAAGCAUUGUAUUUGGGACAAAUCAUUCACUAAACCCUAAACCUCAACUAAAUCUUGUAAUAAAUAAUGGGGAAAUUGAGCAAGUUGAGGUGACUAAACUGCUUGUAGUAAUCCUGGAUUGUAAACUGUCAUGGUCAAAACAUAUUGAUACAACAGUAGCUAAGAUGGGAAGAAGUAUGUCCAUAAUAAAGUGCUGCUCUACCUUCUUAACAGCACUAUCAACAAGGCAGGUCCUACAGGCCCUAGUUUUGUCACACCUGGACUACUGUUCAGUCGUGUGGUCAGGUGACACAAAAAAGGACUUAGGAAAAUUGCAAUUGGCUCAGAUCAGGGCAGCACGGCUGGCACUUGGAUGUACACAGACAGCUAAUAUUAAUAAUAUGCAUGUCAAUCUCUCCUGGCUCAAAGUGUAGGAGAGAUUGACUUCAUCACUACUUGUAUUUAUGAGAGGUAUUGACAUGUUGAAUGUUUUGAGCUGUCUGUUUGAAAUACUGGCACACAGCUCGGACACCCAUGCAUAACCAACAAGAUAUGCCACGAGAGGUCUCUUCACUGUCCCGAAGUCCAGAACAGACUAUGGGAGGCGCACAGUACUACAUAGAGCCAUGACUACAUGGAACUCUAUUCCACAUCAAGUAACUGAUGCAAGUAGUAAAAUUAGAUUUAAAAAACAGAUAUAAAACACCUUAUGGAACAGCGGGGACUGUGAAGCAACACAAACAUAGACACAGACAUAUGCAUACACACACACGAUAACAUACUUACUAUACACACGCAUACACAUGGAUUUUGUACUGUAGAUAUGUGGUAGUGGUGGAGUAGGGGCCUGAGGGCACACACUGUGUUGUGAAAUCUGUGAAUGUAUUGUAAUGUUUUUAAAAUUGUAUGAACUGCCUUAAUUUUGCUGGACCCCAGGAAGAAUGGAAGAGUAGCUGCUGCCUUGGCAGCAGCUAAUGGGGAUCCAUAAUAAAUACAACUACAAUUGCUUGCAGUUAGCCACUAAUUCCUUCCAAACCACUCAUUGUUGAAUUUGCGAUUUCCAACUUGUUGUGUAAUGUUUAUGUCCAAUGGCCGAUGAGCACUGAUACGUUUUAUCUAUAAUUUCUCUUCAUAUGACAAGGAUUAAAAAGCAUUUGCCAGUAGAUUGCCAACUUGAUUCAUGAUGAUGACUGCUAGAUUGCUAGCUAAGAUUUUUAAAGUAUGAUGUUGACAUGAUCAGUCCAAUAAAAACUACUGUAGAUAUAAUGUGAUUUGACGUUAUUUUAUCUGUGGCCAAUGACCUUGAGCCUUCUUGGAUGGGCACCCUAAUGUAACUCAAUGGCUGCACCCAAGGGGCUUGAGCUCUACCCUUUGAUUUGGUGGUGACGUAGUGUCCAGGGGGGGGGGGGCUGAUAUGUAUAUGUGUGUUACUGUAUGUGACUGCUGGGCCUUGGUAUUUGGUGUAUUUCAUAAGGAGGCAAAAGUGUGCGUGUGACUCAUUGGCCUUGGUGCAUGCUGUGGUGUUUAUUUUGUGGUCAGGGAGAGAUCACGCUAUGGCAGAGUGGUGGAGUAUAGGGGAAGGAGUAGGAGAGGGAGGAGAGGAGAAGGGUGUCUGAGGCUCUGGAUAUUUCUAACUGGUCAGGGACAGUACAGUGGAAACAGCCCUGGAUUUGGAAGUCUCCAGGAAGGUGUGUGGCAGCCUGGCAGGAUGGGGUGGAGGGUAGUUCAGGGUUAUUUCCUUAUCCUUGGAUCAAUGGGAGGUGCCUCCUUGAGCCCUGAAAAUAAGAAUGUUCCUACUCUACAUGUACAGCAUAGCACAAGCAUUAUUUGUCCAUCAACAGUUUCUCAAAGGGUUUACAAUGAUUAAAAGCAUUAUUCAUACAGUAUGAUAUCAAAACCAGCUGUUGGCUCUACUGUACUACUGUGGGGUUUGUGGACUUUACUUUCUACCUCCUUCAGCAUAAAGGAGCUGUAAAAGUAAAGUCAAAUGUCAAGAUACUUUCAUGUAAACUGUCUGACUGACAGGUUGCUCUUGUUGCAGUGUGUGGACAUUGUCAGUUUUACCUCUGAAAUGUUUUUUUGUUUUUGUUUUAUUCCGCCACUGACUGUAGGAGGUAUCUAAAGAUGUACUGUCGGGGACACAGUGUAGUAGGUAGACAGAGAGACCGACAGGAGGACAGAUAACUAGGAAGUGGUGGUUGCCGUGUUGGAGUGCUCCGUGUUCUGUUCUUCUCCUUAGAUCAGACAUGCUCAUAUCAUGUGAUUUCCCUCCUCCUCCUUCUUCACCCAAAAGCAGGGAUGUGUGUUAGGUUAGACGUGAUUUGUAAACAGUAGUUCACAGGCAUUUGAAGACUAGGUUAAAACGUGUGUUGGGUGUAGAAGUGAAGUAGUACAGUGUGUUGGAGUGGAUUUAGCAUGUCAAUGCAGCAUGGCAUGGGUUGAUGUCGGAAAUACCACCUUUAGAUCCUGACUUUAACUCCAGGAGGACCUUGUGUAAUUUUAAAUAAGAAUAUUGGAUUUGAAUAAUUGGUUUACACCAACAAUGCUUGAAGAGCAUGUGCCAUACACCAGGAGUUAACACAGCUAGGACUAUGGCACUGACUGAAUAGCUUCCUGUUUACGCUUUAACUCUUUCUUUCUCUCUCCCUGUCUUUCUAUCUCUCCUUCCAGUGGUGGACCCACAUGGCAAGACCUCGUCCCCCAUCCCGGAGCCCCCCGGCCCAGCCGACCAGCCGGCCGCUCCCCCCCUGCGUCGGAGGAAGGAGCGCCCCCAUGUGCUGAACUUAAGCGAUGCAGAGAUGGCCGGGGUGCUGCGGCCCAGGCCGGGCCGACUGGACAGCCCUAGCAACCGUUACGCCGGGGACUGGAGCCGCUGCGGAGAGAGCUACUUCCCGCCUCCUCUGUCCAGGGAGGAGAAUGACUAUGAUGAUGUUCCUUCUGAGGAUAUGGAGGUCACUGAAGAGGGACAGGAGGGGGUAGAGGACAGGGGACAGGAAGGAGGAGAGGAGCAAAGACAGGAAUGGUUACUGGACAGGGGACAGGAGGAGGGACAGGCAGAGCCAGCCACAACCGAACAGGAGCCCCCGCUACUCGAGGAGGUGAUGGAAGGACCUGUAGAAGUGGAGAAAGAGGAGAGAGAAGCGGAGGAGGAGAGCGAUGCAGAGAAAAGAGUGGAGGAGAGCAAUGGCUCCAGUGGCGGUCAGCCGUCAGACGACAGGGUGUUUGAUGAUGAUAAUGAUGAUGAUGAUGAGAGCAUCCUGCCCCUCCACCUCCCCGAAGAGCACACGUACCAGGCCUACAUAAAGAUCCAGGACAUCAGCCCCGUGCUCAGCAACAGGGUCAACCUGCGAGACCUGCAGGAGAGCAUCGACACGCUUAUAGGCAACCUGGAGAGAGAACUAAACAAGAACAAGCUCAACGUCGGCUACUGA